AUGGGCCUUAAAGAGUCUCAAAAUGAUGAUAUGAUAAUAGGAAAGAAACAACAAGAUAACUGGUAUGUUAAAUAUGAACCAAAGUGCUUAUCUCAAGUUGCAAUCCAUAAACGGAAGUUGAACGAUAUAGUAAGUGAAAUCAAAAGUAUUCUUGAUGGUAAAAGUGAACAUAAAAUAGUUUUACUUACAGGACCAAGUGGCUGUUCUAAGUCUACUGUUAUAAAAUUAAUAGCUAAUGAACUAAUUCCAGAGUACAGAAAGCAAAAUAAUAAUGGUUUUAAGAAUGCUUCCAAAGAUGCUUGUUUUACAGAAUACUCUACUGAUGAUACUACAAUAUCACCCUUAUACUCUUUUGAGAAUUUUUUAGAAUCUGUAAAAUAUUUAGUGGGGCCCAAUUUACAAUUAAUAUUGGUUGAGGACCUUCCCAAUAUUUUUUAUCCUGACAUAAAGUUAAGGUUCCAAAACUCUUUGAAAAAAUGGAUUAAUGAUGAUACAAGAAAGAAUCCCCCUUUAGUAAUUUGUUUAACUGAAUGUGAAAUACCUGCAUUGUAUGACGAAAAUUCUGAUUUUCACAGAUUUACGAUUGAACAAAAAUUUAUCAGCGAAACGGUAUUCGAUAAGGAAAUUUUAAACAGUCCUAGCGUGUUUAGAAUUAGGUUCAAUCCAAUUAAUAAAACUUUGAUUACCAAAGUGUUGAAGGACAUACAAUCAAAAGAAAAGCUGCAGCUCCAAAAAAAUGAUAAACUAAGGGGAGGUAAACCGUUGAGAGCCAUUCAAGAGAUAGCCGGGUCUUGUGGUGAUAUACGAUCUGCGAUCACCAAUUUUCAAAACUGGGCAAUGAUGCCUCCUCAUGUAAACCCCGCAAUUCACACGAGACAGGAGGGCGUGUCGUAUUUUCAUGCAGUGGGGAAAUGUGUUUUUGGUUCUCAGCAUGCUAAUAAUGAUACAGGUACCAUGAUAGAUGCGUUGAUAGAAAACUAUGUUUCAAUACACGAUCCAAAUUUGAAACUCGGAGUUUAUGAAAAUUACCAUAUUUCCAAAGAUUUGAGCAUUAGUGUUGCCAGUGACAUAUUAGAUAUUAUAGGCUUAAGUGAUAUAAUGGGGACUAGUAGUAACAUUGCGAAUGAUGAAUAUUGUUUCAGGGGUGUUCGUGAAAGAUUGAAAGGAGGUGUUGAUACAGAAUCUAGUCAUAGGAAAAUAAAAUUUCCGCGAGAAUGGAAAAUGAACAAAAAAAGGUUUAGUUACCGCUCAGAAGUUGACGAUUUUUAUCUUUUGAAUAUAUCCAAAUAUAAAGAGAAUUUCCAAAAAAGGGACAUUGAUCUGUACUAUUCCUAUUAUUCACCAACCAUUAGAAAGUUUCAACACUUUAAAAAAAACUACAUUUUGUCGUGUUUGAAAUCGAACCCAGCUACAUCACAUAACAAAAUCGAUUCAGACAUUGUAACAGUUGAUGAAAAUACAGAUUAUUUGGAUAGAUUGGGAGGCAAGAUCGUUGGAUUAGAUGCAGAUUCUGAAAUGCUAAAAUUUGAAAACAAGUACACGGAUGAUUCAUGCAUGGUUUUCAAUAAAAACAAAAUAUUUUUAAGUAGCUCCAACUUUAGCUCCAACAAAAAUGAGAUAUCAAAAGAUCUUUCUGCAGAUGAUGAUUUUGAUGAAUUUGAAAUUGACAAAAUUAUAGAAGAUAGUGACAUAGAAGAAAGCGGGAAGGAAAAAACAAAUAAUGAUCAUGGAAUUGAUACUAGCAAAGAUGGAGAUGAGGAGGAUGAAGAUGAUUAUUUAAUUAAGAUGUUUUCCCAAGCACCAUCCUUCCAAAAUGAUACUAUGGAUCAACACAUGAAUAGUCUUUCUGAUAGUGACAUCGAUAUAUUAAAUAAUGUUUAA
Saccharomycodes ludwigii is the source of this 1881-nucleotide messenger RNA. RefSeq names its product Rad24p (gene RAD24). Lineage: Eukaryota; Fungi; Ascomycota; Saccharomycetes; Saccharomycodales; Saccharomycodaceae. The coding region runs from base 1 to 1881 and encodes 626 amino acids. The record is from RefSeq and is a predicted model, not a curated record. The transcript has a single exon. Gene Ontology annotation, molecular function: chromatin binding. Gene Ontology annotation, biological process: DNA repair; mitotic DNA replication checkpoint signaling; DNA damage checkpoint signaling.